Thunnus maccoyii (southern bluefin tuna) is the source of this 975-nucleotide messenger RNA. RefSeq names its product probable E3 ubiquitin-protein ligase RNF144A-A. Lineage: Eukaryota; Metazoa; Chordata; Actinopteri; Scombriformes; Scombridae. The transcript is spliced from 4 exons. The coding region runs from base 19 to 867 and encodes 282 amino acids. The record is from RefSeq and is a predicted model, not a curated record.
GAGCUACACUAACUCAAGAUGGCCUCAAAACAGACAAAAAACAAACCUGAUGCUGCAGAUCUAAAGAGUGAUUUAACAUCCGAGGAGAAGAAGACGAAGAAGGAGACGGAGAAGGAGAAGGAGUGUUAUGAUCCUGAAGACUCAACACUUAGAUUUGUUGAUCGGGAGGAUGAAAUGGAUUUUUUGUACAAUGACUACACGUCUCGCAGAGCGCUGAUGUCUUGUGGUCAUGCUGUCACUCCGAUGUCUCUCACCGACUGGUGUCGCAGGUUGUUGGAUCAGGGUGAGAGCAGAUUUAAAUGUGGUCAAACUCGCUGCAAUGUUGAAUGGUCCUACGAGGAGGUUCGUAAAAUGGCUCUUCUGACCCCUGAAGAAAUGAAGGAGUUUGAAAAGAAAAUGUUUAACAAUUCUAAGGAUGCCAAAUCAUGUCCUGGCUGCAAGUCUCGUGUGAUGAGAGCUGACCUGAAUGAUCUGAGUGUCCUCUGCUCAGUUUGCACAGCUGACAAAAAGGACUACAGAUUCUGCUGUCAGUGCAUGAGGGAAUGGAAAGGUCCAUUUCCACGUUCAGACCGCUGUGAAAAUGAUGGCUGCAUCAAUCAACCACUUGAAACACUGAGAAAGUGUCCAGAGAUCAUCUUUAAGGAAGUGAAGGAUGUCACUGGCUGUCCCUCCAUUCGUGCCUGUCCCACCUGUGGCCAACUGGUGGAACAUAACACAAAACUGUGUAAAAGCAUCAUCUGUGGCCGAUGUAAAGUGAAGUUCUGUUUUGUAUGUCUGAAUCUCUUUAAAGAGUGUGAGAAGACACCUUACAAGCCUUGCUCUAGUGGUGUCGCCCCCAGACAAACUUCUAUACCUGUGUGGAAGUGAAGAUAAUCUUAUCAAGACCAGAGUGUGUUUGUUUUAGAUUCAGUUGAUGUUUUUAUACAUUAUUUUUGUAUUUUCACUUUUUUCUGUCUUUGUAAUGACAAUCAUUAU